AUGGCAGACUUCGACCUCUCUGCCAACUUCAUUCCUUCCCUCCACAAACCCGCUUCCUUACUGCCCAUUGCCAAACACAGGCAAAAUCUCCUCUACCUCAUCGAGACGUAUCCCGUUACCAUCGUAGUUGGUCAAACCGGAUCGGGAAAAACAACUCAGAUACCACAAUACCUUGAACAGGCAGGAUGGUGCUCAGACGGAAAAAUCAUUGCUGUCACUCAGCCUCGUCGAGUAGCAGCAACUAUUGUGGCUAUUCGAGUCGCCGAAGAAGUGGGUUGCGAAGUCGGUAAAGAAGUCGGAUAUUCAAUCCGAUUCGAAGACGUUACUUCUUCCGCAACCCGCAUCAAAUUCCUCACCGAUGGACUACUACUCAGAGAAGCUCUAGUAGAUCCCCUCUUAUCACGUUACUCCGUGAUUAUGGUCGAUGAAGCCCAUGAGAGAUCACUGAGUACGGAUGUCCUCUUGGGUGUCCUGAAAAAGAUCCUCAAGCGGAGACCAAAUGAUCUUCGAAUCAUUAUCAGCAGUGCUACUUUGCAAGCUGAAGACUUCCUUCGAUUCUUCAUGAACGAUGAGGAUCUUCAGCCAAAGUCGUCCAAGCCGAAGGAGGUCAGCUUAGAUGAGCUCAUCUCGGAGAGUAGUUCUGGACCUCAAGAUGACGCUUUUGGAGGCAAGACUGGACGGAUCAUCAGUCUCGAAGGAAGAAUGUAUCCCGUCGACGUCCUCUAUCUAGAGACUCCAGCAGAAGAUUACGUUGAAAAAGCUGUACAAACAGUAUUCGAUAUCCAUACCAAAGAGCCCGAUGGAGACAUUCUCGUCUUUCUCACAGGCCGAGAAGAGAUUGAUACAGCAGUCCAAGCCAUCUCAGAGCGAGCAGCCACCCUACAUCCACGUGCCCAAACAGUAAUGCCUCUUCCUCUCUACGCCGGCCUCUCAACAGAACAGCAAAUGUACGUAUUUGAAGAAGCACCCGAGAACACCAGGAAAGUCAUCUUCUCAACCAACAUCGCCGAAGCCUCCAUCACCAUCGACGGAAUCCUCUACGUUAUCGACUGUGGUUUCGUCAAACUCCGCGCCUACAACCCCUUGACGGGAAUCGAAACCCUAACCGCAACACCCAUCUCCAAAGCCUCCGCCACCCAACGCGCAGGACGAGCCGGCCGAACCAAACCCGGCAAAUGCUACCGCCUCUACACGGAACCAAGCUACCACUCCCUCCCCACGACCACCGUCCCAGAGAUCCAACGCUCGAACCUCGCCCCCGUGAUCCUGCAACUCAAAGCCCUGGGCAUCGACAACAUAGCCCGCUUCCCCUUCCUCACCUCCCCGCCCUCCGCCCUGCUCAUCCGCGCCCUCGAACUCCUCUUCUCCCUCGGCGCCCUCGACACCUACGCCAAGCUGACCACCCCCCUCGGGACCCGCAUGGCCGAGCUAGCCGUCGAACCCAUGAUGGCCAAAUGUCUCCUCUCCGCCCCCUCCUUCGCCUGCCUCCCCGAGAUCCUCACCAUCGCCGCCAUGACCUCGCUCGGCGGCAACAUAUUCAUCCACCACCACGACGGCGAGAAGAAGAAGAUGGAAACCGCGCGCCGGAAAUUCGCCGCGGAAGAAGGGGACCAUAUCACGCUCCUAAACGUCUAUCAAGCAUUCAUCACCAGAGGCCGAAAAGAGCCCAAGUUCUGCCACGAGAAUUCCCUCAAUUUCAAAGCGUUGAGUAGAGCGGUUAGUAUCCGCGCCCAACUCAAACGCUACCUCGAACGCUUCGGCAUCGUCGUCGCGGAAACGCUGUCCUCUUCUUCAAACCCUAACCAUCAGCCUCUCCCCCUUACCGUAGGAGGGAGAGAUAAGGGGGAACAGAUCCGACGCUGCUUAACGACGGGAUUCUUCGCCCAUGCGGCGAAGAUGCAGCCUGAUGGGACGUUCCGGAAUGUAGCGGGCGGAACGGUACUAUAUGCGCAUCCGACGAGCUUGAUGUUUAAUCGCAAGGCGGAUUGGGUGGUUUUUCAUGAGGUGGUGGAGACGGGGAAUAAGACUUUUAUUAGGGAUGUGACGAGGAUUGAGAAGGGGUGGUUGGUGGAGUAUGCGCCGGAGUUUUAUAAGAUUAGGUAG
This is a messenger RNA of Mollisia scopiformis, 2103 nucleotides long. Its product is annotated as P-loop containing nucleoside triphosphate hydrolase protein. Gene Ontology annotation, cellular component: catalytic step 2 spliceosome; intracellular anatomical structure. The coding region runs from base 1 to 2103 and encodes 700 amino acids. The transcript is spliced from 2 exons. NCBI's taxonomy places the organism in Eukaryota, Fungi, Ascomycota, Leotiomycetes, Helotiales, Mollisiaceae. The record is from RefSeq and is a predicted model, not a curated record. Gene Ontology annotation, molecular function: ATP binding; RNA binding.